Eruca vesicaria subsp. sativa (arugula) is the source of this 2667-nucleotide messenger RNA. Lineage: Eukaryota; Viridiplantae; Streptophyta; Magnoliopsida; Brassicales; Brassicaceae. The record is from the annotation of a GenBank genome assembly.
UAUUCUUUUAUUCCCAAAAUACCCUUCUUUCCAUUUCUCACCUAAAAUCUCCCCCAAAAAUUUGCAAAUUCAACGACGAUCUCGUCGGCGAUGAUGGAGAGAACGUACGGCCGCCGCAAGCCGGGUCUCCCGCCGAGAACCCCAUCAAACUCCCUAAACGACACCGUUUCACAGACGGAACACCUCUCCUCCUCUUCCUCCCCAGACAUCGAAGAACCCUUUGACUACCCACUCGCUCCUUUCUUCAGUCAAGAAGAGUCGUCCACUUACGGAGGCGUAGCACGGAGGGAGAAGAGAGCGAGGAGCCACCGUGAGGCUCUAGCUUUCACUUCCACGUUGCUCGAGGCGCAGGAGUUUGGUGAGCUGAUGGAGAACGAGGACGAGGUUAACUUCGCGCUCGAUGGGUUGCGGAAAGGGCAGCAGGUGAGGGUCAGGAGGGGUAGCUUGUCGUCUUUGCUCGCGAUUUGUGCUUCUCAGCAUCAGCGUCGCUCUUUGAGAGCUCAGGGGAUCUCCCAAUCCAUAAUUGAUGCGAUUUUGAGUCUUAGCCUUGAUGAUAUACCAAGCAAUCUUGCGGCAGCCACCCUUUUCUUUGUGCUAACUGCUGAUGGUCAAGACGAGCACUUUAUGGAGUCACCCAAGUGCAUCAAGUUUCUGAUUAAGUUGUUGAAACCUGUAACUGCUACUAGCACCCAAGGGAAGCCACCGAAUAUUGGAUUUAAGCUCUUAUCGUUGCUUAAGGAUGUUGAUCCAGCACGGGAUGCAGUGAAAAUGAAUGAUCCAAGCUCCAGCGUUAUACUAUCAAGAGUUCAAGAACUUCUUGUUAAUUGCAAGGAAAUGAGAUCUAUUGAUGACAGCUAUAAAGCUGAAACAACCAGACCUAAACUAAGUGCGAAAUGGGUAGCUUUGUUGACUAUGGAGAGGGCGUGCUUAUCCAAAAUUUCUUUUGAUGAUACUUCUGGUUCUGUGAAAAAGACAGGAGGGAAUUUCAAGGAGAAAUUGCGAGAACUAGGAGGACUUGAUGCAGUCAUUGAGGUUGUUGUGGACUGCCACACUGUAAUGGAGCGCUGGAUGGAAUAUGACUCACUCUCCGUCCAGGAUAAGAAGGAUAACCAGCAUAAGCAGAGUCUAAUGUUGCUCUUGAAAUGUCUGAAAAUCAUGGAGAAUGCUACAUUCCUCAGCAUAGACAACCAGAACUUUUUGCUCGGAUUUAAGGAAUGCUUGAGUUCUCAUGAAUCUCGAAUGUCGUUCACAGAGCUCACGAUAAGUGUCAUCAAGAUACUUUCAGGUCUUCACUUACGUGGAGGGUUUUCAAGUCCUCACAGGAACAAUGUAAAUCCUCACUGUUCAUAUGGUGAUAUCUUGGGAGCAGAUCUUAGAGUUAACGAUCAAGUCGUGACAAUCAGUUCAGAUACAAGCUCAGAUUUUGGCUCUAUCUCUACGAGGAAUGGGAGUGUAUCUCAGAGAAGCCAUACCGUAAUCGAUUUAGAUUCAUCACCGACAUCAAUGUCUGGUUCUCAAUCAAGUGUUUCAGGAAAUGAGCCCACUACGUCAACAACAAGACUUGGUUCCACCAUCUCUGGUUCGUUUGCAGGCAGAUUGGCAUCAUUAGGUAGUGACAUUGCUAGAAGUACUUCAAGGACUAGUCAAGUUGGAGAACCAAGUUGUAAAAGAAAUGGAAACUUUUCAUUCACAGAGGAAAACGAAGAUCCUUUUGCCUUUGAUUUAGAGGAUUCUGAACCUUCCAAAUGGGCAUUAGUAUCUGUAAAGCAAAAGAAAUCUGGAGCUCAAAAGAAGAAAGGAUGUCACAAACAAAGUAAAGAUGAGUGUUUGUAUCAGCCUCUCUCGAGCCAAGAGGAAUCAUCAAACCAUAGGGUGAAUUCCCAGGAAGAAACAAGUGACAGAGACUACAGUAUAUCUCAGCAAGUAUCUUAUUCUUCUACAAAUGACAUUGAUGAAGAAUGUCUCUGUCUUUUAUCUGAUUGCCUUCUAACAGCCGUUAAGGUUUUAAUGAACUUAACAAAUGAUAACGCUGUGGGUUGUCGGCAAGUUGGUGGGUGCAGAGGGCUGGAAAGCAUGGCUGAAUUAAUUGCCAGACAUUUUCCUUCUUUCACCGGAUCUCCGCUUUUCAGUGAGAUAGAAAAAACAGAAUCAUCCCAUCAGAAGAAAGUCAAACAUCUUACAGAUCAGGAGUUAGAUUUUCUCGUUGCCAUCUUGGGUUUGUUGGUAAAUUUGGUGGAGAAAGACGGUGUGAACAGAUCACGGCUUGCUUCAGCGAGUUUUGCUAUUACAAAACCAGAAGGGUUGCAAGAGAAUGAACAGGAGAUGAUUCCUUUAUUUUGUUCGAUCUUUCUCACCAAUCAAGGAUCAGCAGACACCAAAGAAGAAACAACUACUUCCACCUUAGAUGACGAAGAAGCUGUUUUAGAAAGCGAAAAGGAAGCAGAGAAGAUGAUUGUGGAGGCAUACUCUGCUCUACUACUCGCGUUUUUGUCAACUGAAAGUACAAGUAUACGUAACUCCAUCAAAGACUAUCUCCCGAAACGCAAUCUCGCAAUUCUUGUACCGGUCUUGGAGAGAUUUGUGGCAUUUCACACGACUCUAAACAUGAUCCCUCCCGAGACACAUAAAGCAGUGAUGGAAGUGAUUGAAUCCUGCAAAUUACCGUAA